Messenger RNA from Humulus lupulus (European hop), 1030 nucleotides. RefSeq lists its product as uncharacterized. The coding region runs from base 143 to 631 and encodes 162 amino acids. The record is from RefSeq and is a predicted model, not a curated record. NCBI's taxonomy places the organism in Eukaryota, Viridiplantae, Streptophyta, Magnoliopsida, Rosales, Cannabaceae. The transcript has 2 exons.
CGUCUCUAUAUAUAGCUCUCAUAUCAAUCCUUUCUUCACUAAAUUAGCCAGCAAUCGAGCAAUACUAUUUCUCCAUCCAAUCACCCUAGUUCUCAUCAUUUUUUCUGUUUCUCUUCAAUUUUCACUACCCUUUACUUCAGAAAUGGCCACUGUUGAGGUUUCACCAGCUCCAACAACACUGAACGAGAACGAGACAACCGAGACGAUCAAGGUUGAGGAGACAAAGCCAGAGGAGUCAUCACCAGCCGUGACUGAGAGUGCACCAGAACCAGAACAAGAGAAGAAGGAAGAAGCCACAGAGACCGUAGAGGAAGUACCCGCCACCACUCCAGCCGAAGCUCCAGCUGAGGUUGUUGAGACCAAGGAGGUAGAGCCUGUAGAGGAAGCCAAGCCUGCAGAGGAGCCAGUAGUUGCUGAGGCUGAGAAAAUAGAGGUUGAAGAGACUCAAGAAACCAAGCAAGAAGAGGCACAGCCUGCAGUUGAAGCCGUUGAGGAAGCCAAAGAAGAGGCCACCGAAACCGCUGCCGAGCCACCAACUGCUGCCCCUGCCGAGGAAGAGAAAGAGGCCCCUACUGCUGAGGCCCCAGUGGAGGAGUCCACUGAAGUUCCGAUUGAGAAGGAAGAUGCAUAGAUACGAGUCAUUAUCAACUUGGUCUUUUGUAGGUUGCAUGUCAAAAGUCUUGGUCAUUUUUUCUCCUCUUAUUUACUAGUUUAUGGUUUUAUAGUUAAGGCAUUGGGUGGGGUUUAGUGUUUGGAAGCUGCAGUUGUCACAAGCUCUUGGGUUCAAGUCAGCUUAAUUACUCGCCAUAAUAUCAAGAGUAAAUGCUAAAGAAAGAGAGUAAUGGUGACGGUGGCGUACGAAUUAGAACCCCUCAUGAAUUAGGGAAUGCAUGCUCAUUAUGAAACCUGAAGGUGUGUCAGUUCUAUAGGUUGGGUGAUUAUGGAUCUUGGUUUCAAAAGAGUAGACAUGAGUUUGAUAUGGUGUGAUUUUUGUUUGGUUUGAAUAAAUACUAUUUCUUUAUUUUUGUUA